AUGGUAGGUCUAUGGGGACCUGGAGGCAUAGGGAAGACCACAAUUGCUAAAGCCCUAUAUAAUUGUAUUGAGAAAGAUUUUCAGGAUACCUGUUUUUUGGGGAAAGUAAGAGAAACUUCGAACGAAAGCAAUGGUCUAGUUUCUUUGCAACAAAAACUUCUAUCACGCAUCUUUCCUCGUGAAAACUGGACGGUAUAUAGUGUGGAUGGAGGAAUUCCUUUGAUAUGGGAAAGACUUUGUUGCAAGAGGGUUCUUCCGGUUCUUGAUGAUGUGGACAAGUUGGAUCAACCGAAUGCGUUAGCUGGAGAAGGCCGUUGGUUUGGCAAAGGAAGUAGAAUCAUUGUUACAUCAAGAGAUAAACAUUUGCUAACUUCUCAUGGCAUCAAUUUUGUGUAUAAAGUUAAAACUUUAGAUGACAAUGAAGCACGAGACCUUUUUGGUCGGCAUGCCUUUCGAAGUAGCAAGAAAGUUGAGAUAAGAAGGGAUCUCAUAGAUAGAGCAGUGCGUUACGCUAACGGCCUGCCGUUAGCCCUUGAAGUGUUGGGCUCGUUCUUAUGUGGAAGAGAGGAGCCUGCAUGGGAAAGUACACUGGAUAAACUCUCUAGAAGUCCCGACCAAACUAUCAAUCGAAUUCUUAAGAUAAGCUUCAACGGAUUGGAUAACAACGAAAGGGAGAUUUUCCUCGAUAUUGCUUGCUUCUUUAAGGGGAAAGGAAUAAAAUACAUCAAGGAAGUACUUGACAGCUGCGAUUUUGCUACAACUAUAGGAAUAGAAGUUCUCAUCGAGCGGUCCUUGAUAACAAAUGACCAUGGGACCCUGCAAAUGCAUGAUUUAAUUCAGUUGAUGGGUAAGGAUAUUGUUAAUCAAGAAUGCCCCAAUGAUCCUGGGCAGCGCAGCAGAUUAUGGAUUUUUAAAGAUGUUCUGGACAUUCUAUGUGGAGAUACGGGAACGAAUGCAAUGAAGGCCAUAGUAUUGGACUCACCCGAAGCGUAAGAGAUAACUAUUAGUCCUCAUGCUUUCACAAACAUGAAAAGGUUGAGAAUUCUCAUUUUGUCUAUAGUGCAUAUCUCUUCAGAAGGUCCUAUACGUCUCCAUAACGAGCUAAGAUGGCUUAAAUGGCCCAAUGCACCGGAUCUAGAAUUUGGCUCUGGUCCAAAGGAACUUGUUGUAAUUGAUGUCC
Rhodamnia argentea is the source of this 1180-nucleotide messenger RNA. RefSeq names its product disease resistance protein RUN1-like. The coding region runs from base 1 to 993 and encodes 330 amino acids. The transcript has 2 exons. The record is from RefSeq and is a predicted model, not a curated record. NCBI's taxonomy places the organism in Eukaryota, Viridiplantae, Streptophyta, Magnoliopsida, Myrtales, Myrtaceae. Gene Ontology annotation, biological process: defense response. Gene Ontology annotation, molecular function: ADP binding.